AUGACCAACGACGUCGAGACAAACUCUGCGAUCAAGCGCCAACCCUCCACCCCCCAGGCCAUUCGCGAUGCAGAAGAUCUUGCCAACUUUGGCCAUGACCAGAGCCUCACGCGCAAGUUCAACAUGUGGAGCAUGCUUGCACUCGCGUUUUCGGUCCUGGGCACGUGGUCGACCUUUGCGCAGGGUAUCGACAGCGGUUUGACGGCUGGAGGCCCAAUCGCCAUCCUCUGGGGUCUUGUGCUUGUCUUUGCAUGCAACAUCUGCGUCGCCGUGUCGCUGGGUGAAAUGUGCAGUAGCAUGCCCACCGCGAUGGGACAGGCUUAUUGGAUCUCUAGACUAUGGCCCACUCCUGCUGGUAGAUUCACUUCGUAUCUUUGCGCGUGGAUCAACAUGACUGGCUGGAUCACUUUGUCCGCAUCACAGAUUGCCUUUAUGUCUGAGUUUCUGCUCAAGAUGAAGAUUCUCUUCACGCCGAGCUGGACAGGCGCUGACAAGGGCUGGGUCUUGUUUCUAGUCUAUGUUGGUGUCACUGGUGUCAUGACACUGUUCAAUGUGGUGGCGUGUCGCAAGGAUGUUGUCCUUCCCUGGUUCAACAACUUUGUGGGCAUUUCCUUCGCCAGUCUCUUUGUCAUCAUCAGCAUGGCCAUGCUGAUUUCUGUCGGCGUCAAAGAAGAUUUACAAUUUCAGUCUGCAGGUUUCGUGUUCGGAAAAUGGAUUAACCAGACUGGUUGGCCCGAUGGUGUUACCUGGUUUAUUGGUCUUGUGCAAGCAGCCUACGGUCUCACAGCUUUCGACGCAGCCAUUCAUCUUGUCGAAGAAAUCCCCUCACCUCGAACCAACAUCCCAAAGAUCAUCUGGCUCUCGAUUACCAUGGGAGCCAUCACUGGUUUCAUCUUCAUGGUCGUCUGUCUCUUCUGCAUGGUCAACUCUGACAUCUAUCUCAACCCGACCACUGGUCUGGCUUUUAUGGAUCUCCUCAAAGAUACUGUUGGCCUGCAGGGCGGAACGGUGCUUCUGACGCUGUUCAUUGUGAACGGUUUUGGACAAGGCAUUGGAAUCGUCACGACGUCUUCCCGAUUGACCUGGGGUUUUGCUCGAGACGGUGGUCUUCCCUUCAGCGGCUACUUUGCGCGUGUCGACGACUUUUGGAAAGUCCCGGUGCGAGCCUUGUGGCUUCAAGGUGGCAUUAUGGCUCUCAUCGGCAUUUUGUACACCUUUGCCUCAACCGUGCUUGAAGCCAUUCUCAGCGUCAGCACGAUUGCACUUACCAUUUCGUAUGGGAUGCCCAUUCUGACUCUUCUCCUCGUUGGCCGAGACAAACUGCCACCGGGCGAAUUCAGCCUCGGACGUUUCGGGCCUGUGAUCAACUGGGUCGGGGUAGUCUACUGCGCAGUGACCACUGUCUUCUUCUUCUUCCCCUCCGCACCCAACCCCGCAGUGGCCGACAUGAACUACGCCAUUGCUGUUUUUGGCAUCAUGCUUGUCGUCACACUUGUGUUUUGGGUCAUCAAGGGCCGAGUCACUUAUCUCGAGACUGAGGAGGCGCAAGGGAACAUUAUCUAUGCACAGAGGGCCGAGAGGGCCAACUAUGUGGAUAUCGUCGGCAAGUCAGAUACGGCGGCUCCGCAGCCGCAGCGGGUGGGCGAGGCCAGCGGUCAUUGA
Messenger RNA from Fusarium pseudograminearum CS3096, 1662 nucleotides. RefSeq lists its product as uncharacterized. Gene Ontology annotation, biological process: transmembrane transport. Lineage: Eukaryota; Fungi; Ascomycota; Sordariomycetes; Hypocreales; Nectriaceae. The transcript has a single exon. The record is from RefSeq and is a predicted model, not a curated record. Bases 1 to 1662 code for a protein of 553 amino acids. Gene Ontology annotation, molecular function: transmembrane transporter activity. Gene Ontology annotation, cellular component: membrane.